AUUACCUAUUUUAGCCUUUGGUAUUUCAACAAGCAGAACCAGCGCAGGUGGAUAGAUUUGGAUAAGCCUCUCAAAAAACAACUGGAUAAAUAUGCAUUGGAGCCAACUGUGUUCUUUGGUGUGGUGUUUUAUGUGCCUUCUGUCUCUCAACUUCAGCAGGAAAUUACCAGAUACCAGUAUUAUCUACAACUGAAGAAAGACAUCUUGGAAGGAAACAUACCUUGCCCAUUUGAACAAGCAAUUCAUCUUGCUGGCUUAGCUGUUCAAGCUGAUUUUGGGGAUUAUGACCAGUAUGAAUCACAAGAGUUUCUACAGAGAUUUGCCUUGUUUCCCGUGGGUUGGUUGCAAGAUGAGAAGAUCUUAGAAGAAGCAACUCAGAAAGUGGCAUUACUCCAUCAAAAAUACAGGGGCCUCACACCACCUGAUGCAGAGAUGUUAUAUAUGCAGGAAGUUGAGAGAAUGGAAGGUUAUGGUGAAGAGACCUACCCUGCUAAGGAUAGCCAAGGAAGUGACAUAUUCAUCGGAGCUUGUCUUGAUGGAAUUUUUGUCAAGCACAAAAAUGGUCGGCCUCCUGUCAUAUUUAGGUGGCAUGACAUUGCUAAUAUGACCCACAACAAAUCUUUUUUUGCAUUAGAAUUGGCCAAUAAAGAAGAGACAAUCCAGUUUCAAACUGAAGAUAUGGAAACAGCAAAAUAUGUGUGGAGGAUGUGUGUGGCCAGGCACAAAUUUUAUAGAUUAAAUAAAUGUAGCCUAGACUCCCCAGAUUCUUCGCCUGAGGAAGGCUCUCAGAAAUCUUUCCUCAUUCUUGCCUUUCCACGCUUUCCAAUCCUUUCUCGUCCUUCUCUGCCCAAAGGACAAGCUCAGACAGUGACAGUGAAUCCAGUUAGAAGGCGAUCGUCUUCCAGGAUGUCUCUGCAGUCCAAACCACAGCCUUAUAUGAUGCCACCACCUCAGUUACACUACAAUGGACACUACCCAGAACCAUAUACAUCCUCACAAGAUAAUCUCUAUGGGACUAACCAGAAUGGCUAUUACUGUCACUCUCAGACCAGCCUGGACAGAGCUCCACAUGACUAUAAUGGCAGAAUCCGCAACGGCAGUGUCUACAGCGCUCACAGCACAAAUUCCUUGAAUAACCUGCAGCACUAUAUGCAGCCAUCACCUAUGUCCUCCAACCCAAGCAUUACUGGCAGUGAUGUCCUCCAUUCCGAUUAUGUCCCAUCACAUCGGCAUAGUGCCCUAAUACCACCUUCUUAUCGGCCUACCCCAGAUUAUGAGACUGUGAUGAAACAACUAAACCGAGGAAUGAUGAAUUCAGACAAACAGAGUCAUUCCAUGAGAAAUCUAAAUAUAGGCAAUUCAUAUGCUUACAGUAGGCCUGAUGCCCUGGUGUACAGUCAGCCUGAAAUUCGAGAACAUGCUAACUUUGCUUCCCCUCAUUCUAGUCAUUACCCAUUUAACCUGAAUUACAGCUUCCACAGCCAGUCCUCGUAUCCGUAUCCUGCUGAAAGGCGCUUGGUAGUUGGAGCAGUGAGCGUUCCUGAGCUAACAAAUGUUCAGUUGCAGGCCCAAGAUUAUCCUGCACCAAACAUCAUGAAGACUCAAGUAUAUCGCCCCCCACCUCCUUAUCCACGACCCGCUAACAGCACGCCAGAUCUAUCUAGACACCUCUACAGCAGUAACAGCAAUCCUGAUCUCAUCACCCGACGGGUCCAUCACUCUGUCCAGACGUUCCAGGAGGACAGUCUGCCAGUUGCCCAUUCUCUUCAGGAAGUGAGUGAGCCUUUAACAUCAGCCCGGCAUGCUCAAUUGCAGAAGAGAAACAGUAUUGAAAUUGCUGGCCUGGCACACAGUUUUGAGGCUAUGAGGAUUAAAGAGAGAACCAUGUCAGCAUCAACUGCAGAUGUGGCUCAUCCAAAGGUGAUCCCUGCUGGAUCACAGACUUCUGUUUUCCUAGAAAGGGCAAAACGAGAAGAAAUUGAGGAGCAAGAGGACAAUGUGAGUUAUGGGCAUAAGAAAUCUCUUUCAGAUGCAACUAUGCUUAUUCAUAGCAGUGAGGAAGAGGAAGAAUGUGAAGAAGAAAACAAGGCUAAUCCAGCUCUGCCAUUCAUCAAUGAAAAACCCCAGCUUCCUUCCCUAAUGGCAUGUUAUCCAACGGAAUCUUUACUGAACUAUCCUUAUAGUUCUGUUCCUUCUCCACCUGGCCCUUUACAUAUACAUGAGCCUAAAUUGCAUAUUACUGAGACUGACAAGAGGGUAAAAGAUGUGAGUCCCUCACACAUCAUGGGUGACUCUCAGGUGCUAAGGAGAGGAGAUGGGCUGUUAACUCCAUCUGUGUCUGAGUCUGACCUAACCAUUUCUGCCCGGUAUAGAGUGCGGAAGGAUUCUGUAAAGAAGAGACCAGUGUCUGAAUUACUGUCAGGGAAGAAGAAUAUUGUAGAAGGGCUGCCUCCUCUAGGGGUAAUGAAAAAGAACAGAGCUGAAGCUAAAAAAAUGGGACCUUUGAAGUUAGCAGCUCUGAAUGGACUAACAUUAUCUCGUCUUCCUCUGCCAAAUGAGGGAAAGGAGGAACCUCCCAGAGCAACAAAUGAUGAACGGUUUAAAGGUUUGGAACAACGGUUAGACCAAGGGAUGGUGUUUACAGAAUAUGAACGGAUACAGAAGAAAAGGCUUGUGGAAGGUGACUGUUCAAUAGCCCGUCUCCCAGAAAAUGCAGAAAGGAACCGAUUUCAGGAUGUGCUUCCUUAUGAUGACACCAGAGUUGAGCUAGUCCCUACUAAGGAAAAUAAUACGGGUUAUAUCAACGCAUCACACAUUAAGGUCUGUGUUGGGGGUAUGGAAUGGGAUUAUAUUGCUACCCAAGGUCCUUUGCAGAAUACAUGCCAAGAUUUCUGGCAGAUGGUGUGGGAGCAAGGGGUUGCCAUUAUAACCAUGGUGACGGCAGAAGAGGAAGGUGGCCGUGAGAAAAGCUUCCGAUACUGGCCACGACUUGGUUCAAGGCAUAACACAGUGACUUAUGGGAGAUUCAAGAUUACCACUCGAUUCCGGACAGACUCUGGUUGCUAUGCCACCACAGGUUUGAAGAUCAAACACCUCCUCACAGGACAAGAGAGAACAGUUUGGCAUCUUCAGUACACUGACUGGCCAGAGCAUGGCUGCCCAGAAGACACAAAAGGGUUUCUGUCAUAUUUGGAAGAGAUACAGUCAGUACGGCGCCAUACCAACAGUACUGCAGACCCUGCAAUUCCCAACCCCCCUCUGCUGGUGCACUGUAGUGCUGGGGUAGGAAGAACUGGAGUGGUCAUCUUAUCAGAGAUCAUGAUUGCCUGUUUGGAGCACAAUGAGGCACUGGAUAUCCCAAGGAUGCUAGAAAUGCUGAGGCAGCAAAGGAUGAUGAUGGUGCAAACCCUAAGCCAAUACACGUUCGUCUAUGGAGUUCUUAUCCAGUUUCUUAAGAGUUCGAGGCUUAUAUAAGUUUUCUCCACUCAACUUCAAAGUCUCAUUCUUUGCAAGAGUUUACAAAAGCAGAAGUUUGCCUUCCAGGAGAACAUGCUUCUCAUGUAGUUUGAAGAUUCUGAAUGCAACUUGACAUUGCUUUUGCAGAGCAAGACAUGAAGUGCAUGGGUUCCUUCCUUCAUUCAUGUGGAAGAGGAAAGGAAUGUGUGUGGGUAUUUUGAAAUGGGAAUAUGUAUUGUAAUGUAUUGAGUGAUGUAUUGUAUUUUUAAUGUACUGAUAAGACUGCGUUACUGUAGGCACACAACUGCUGAUCCUAUGAAGACACUACUGCACCAUACUGAAAAUCAUGAUGGUUAUUUUUUUAUUAAUUAAAAGCUAUACCUAUGUAUACUUGUAGAUAUACUGUGUGUGAAAGAAGUGUGCCCUGCAUAAACAGUAGUCACAAAUGGCAUCAUUGUGCUUGAGUUUUAUACUUCAGUCUGUGUGUGUCUGUGUGUCUGUGUGUGUGUAUUAUACUGAUUUUAUAAUGGAACCAGCAUCAGCAAAAAGCCAUUAAAGGAAGCACUUAAGGCAGAGAGUGUUGGGUUUUCUUUUGCUGGGGGUGGGGCACUCCUCUGGAAGCUGCAGGCUACAGACAGCACACAAUAAAAGUAAUUGAGUUUUUUGCUCAAGAUUUGUAAAGGGAAAAAGGAUUAAAUGGAAGAUGAUAAUGGUUGGUAAAGUUUGUGGUGUCAUAAAACAAGUCGUUGGCAAAUCUUUGAAGGAAACAGAAAGAAAAUGGGAUGGCAAAAGCCAGGACAAAAAGUUACAGCUGCUCCUGUUUUAUCCUCCAACAGUUUAUUGUUGGGUCACAUUCUAGACCAAAAAGAAAAGGAAAAAGUAUUGCAAAUCCUAUAUAGCUCUUCAACACUUCAGAAGGUAAUUAUUGAUGAAGUGUAGCUUCAGAAUGAUUUAUUUAAAGAACAGUUUGCUACUUCUGGUUGAAAUCAAGCUAAAUACAGGUGAAUAUUUAAACACUUCUUAAAUAUUUAUCUAGGGAAGCAGUAUGUUUAUCUGCUUAGCAUGCUGUACUAAAUUUUCAUUUUAGUAAAAGGUUUUGAACAUGGAGUGAGUACAAAAGAACUUGGUUUAAUGUGGAAUGUGGCUAUUGGUUUGCAUAAUUUAGUAAAGUGGCUGCAAUAUUGCUUUUUGUAAUUUUGUAAUUCCCUAUCAAAGUAAAAAAAGAAAAAGAAAGAACCUUUUUGGAGUCACCAAAUUUGUUUCUCUUCUCCCCUGGAUAACAUCCCCAAAGCAGUCCCUCCAAUAACCUUGUAAGAUUAGAAAAUGUUGUUGCUGAAAGCAGAAAUGAUUACUGCUUUAACUGAGUUAUAGCUGAUGGAAAGUAUAUAUAUAUGAAAAGCAAAAAAAAAAAAGUAUUUUCCAUAACACUGUAUACUGUGUCAAAGAGAUUGGAGGGAAGGAGGGAGAGACAGACGGGGAUGGAUGGAUGGAUGGAUGGAUGGAUGGAUGGAUGGAUGGAUGGAGCGGUUGUACAGCACAGUAAGCAUAGUGUGAUACCUUGAAUAACAUGGGAGCUACUUCUUCAAAGCAGCACUAUCUGUGCCUUUGAGAUUAUUGUCUAUUGUUAAGACAGAAGUCAUAUUGAUCUGUUUUGGUGCAGACUCUAAGUAACAUUUCUUUUAAACUUUACCAAGUCUGUUCUUGUGUUAUAUCCUCUCCAGUGAGAUGUCAAAAGAUGUUUCUCAGAUGCUCUGAGUAUUUGAUUACUCUUCAUGGCAAAAAGAACAAGCAGAAAAGUCAGAUUGGUCGGUACCAGUGAUGCUAAUUUCCAGUAAGCAAACUCAGUUUUCCUUGUUUUUUUACCACUUGAGAUCUGUGUGUAUGAACCAGUUUUCCAGCUAAUUUUUACCAUGUGACAGACAGUAGCAGUUUUUGAAAAUGAUCUAUUUAAGAUGUGGGCUUUUGCCUAAAUUCUUUGAGUAAGCAUUUCAUUUUGAAAACACUAUCUUCUUCAAAAGAGCUUUUUAGCAAGUUAGAUAUCUUGCACGAACUCUUAAAGGUGGGAUGGGGCCAUGCAUUAAGGAGGGCUAAAGAUAAAUUUGGAAGCCUUUGUAUGUACAAUAUUGUACAGCAAUUUGCAGAAUGAUAUUCCUAGGGCAUUCAUUUUAAUUUUUGAAAUGCAAUAUGAUAUACAAACAUGUAGUCCAGGUCUAUCAAGGUGGAUUCCGAAUACUUUUUGAAAAUUCAAAUUUUAAUUUUUAAGGCUUGGUUAAAUUCUAUCUUUUGGCUCUUCUCUGUUCUGUGGAAAAAUAUUCAGUGUAAUUUUUCUGUAUAAUGAAACUGUUCUCUGUUUAUUUUGGCCUGGCUUGUGCAGCACAAGGUAGAAAGGGAGAAGUGGAAUUUUUAUGUUAUGGAUUAACUUAUUUCUGAGCUGAUUUGAAACAACAGUGGGUGUCAGAGCUCAAGGAUUCUGCUCUUCUCUGUCUCUCAGGUUGGAUGUCUUCUAAUAGUGAUACUUACUAAGAUGUAAGAAAGAACAGGUUGAUUUCUCUGCUCUGCACUCAAAUGACCCAUAGCCUUAAUUAGCAUGUACUAUAGAGCAAAAUGUACUGCAAAGUGUAGUCAUAUUAAACUGAUCUACAAUUAUAUGCACCUUGUUAAGUGAUUGCCAUGUGAAUGAUGACAGACUGUUGCAAGCAGUGUGAUUUAUAUGGUUGCUUUGCUGUUUGUGAUUGUAUGUGGUUUGCAGUUCUUAAAGCUAAGCUCAAGAUCAGACUUAUAAGCUAUCACACUUAUAAGCAAACAUCUUAGAUUACCUAUUUCAGUGCAAUGAAGGGAAGAGUUCAGAAAUCUUAGUGGUACAAUACUGCACUGUUCAAUCUAGGUACAAUCCAGAGAACUAUGGAAUUACUCCUUUCUUUAUGAGGCAUACUCCUUUCCUUCCUAUCCUGCAAAAAGCAAUCGUAGGUCAGGUUGCUGCAGGUAAACUCUAAUAUUAGUUUGGGCAGGAAGGAAAAUAUUUUGAAGAAUGUAAAAAAAUGGAAAGGGGAAAGGAUGCUCUCUGAAUUGUGGAUCUUGUUACUACAAUACUGUAGGGACCAGUUUCUUUGUCUUUCUCUUGCCAUUUUGCACUUUGGAAAAAUGUGCAGGUCCAAGCUGUAAUAUUGGAUAUUCUAGAUCUUUGACUGAAGCAAAGCCCUCUUGCAGUGUAUAGGGAGGAACUGGAAUCUACUUCUUUCCAACUCAAUUCUUGCUCUAUUAUUCUGAAUGUAUCCUUUGGGCAUAAUUUUCUUGAAAAUGCAUUUUAUGUAUUGAACUACAUUUACUAAAUGAACUAGUAUGUUGUUUGGCCAAAAUCAAUUGUGACAUGAUGCUGUGUUAUGAAAUGAAGAAAAUGCCACUGUGUUUGUUUUUUCCUUGAAGAAGUCCCAUGGUGCUAAAUAAAAUAGCAUUUGCUUUAAUAUAGAUGAAGCAAACCACAGUUUUGGUUAGUGUAUUAGAAUGCAUGUCUUUUAGAAAUUCCACUACUUUAUUUAGUCCUCUAAUAUUUGUUUGAGCACAGAUUGAGAAGAAAUUAUGCCUAAACAUAUGGAGGAAAGUCAUGUGCCAUUUUACUUUAUUAGAGCCACCUUUAAGCAUAUGAAGGAAGUUUGAAACAAUCUAAAAUGAACUUCUAGGUUCCAGAAUAAAAAUGAGCAGUUAGGUUUGCUAAACUAUGUUCCUAUUAAAUCAUCAUAAAAGCUUCAAAAAUAACCAAAACUUGUUUAAGCAUACUUUUUCUUUACAGACAAAAUAUAUAAAAUUGGAAAUAACAGACUUUCUUCAUGAUGCUGUUUUCUUGUAUUAAUCUUGGACCCAAAACAUGUCUGACCUCAUUUGUUGAAUUACUGUGAGACACAGUUGGAUUCAUAGACUACUACAGUGGCAUAGGAUUUAUUUUGAAUUAUUCAGGUCUGUGCUUUUUCUGCAAAGGAACUUCGUGGGCAAGAUAAAUGAACAGUGGUGCGCAUUCCCAUGUCAGUAGCAUCCUUCCAAGGGACUGAACAGCCCUUGUUUGGAAAGGACCUGCAUUAUGAACAUCAUUCAUGUCCUACCAUUACUGGAGAGACUUGGGGUUGGAGUCGAAGAAAGCAACUCCCACGUCACUCUUCUAACAUGUGAACAUGUGGAGCUGAAAGUUACUUCGGGGGGAAGGGGCUGAUAUUGCAAGGUAUGUUGUAUCUUGAAACAGAUACCUCUACAUCCCACUAGCCUUAAGAAUUAAAUCUAUGCAAGUGAAAGAGACGAUGGUUUUUACACAAUUUCCCCUCUUCUUUUUAUGUCAGUAUACAAGGAUUUUUGCAGUACCUUGCAGUAGUGUGUCUCAAAAUUCAAGUAUUAUUUUUUUAAUGUCAAGCUAAAGUGUUUUUUUUAAAACAAUAAGCUCUGUUUUGUCUCAAUCAAUAGUGUAAAAAUGUAUAAUUGCUACAGCUUUAAAUCAUGUACAGUUGAGAUGGGUUCUUAAAACAAUGUGCAGAUUAUAUUUGAUAGCAAGGGUUGUUUUUCUUUGAUAUGUAAUAUAUGUGAAAUGAAUUAUAUCAUAGUCUAUUUUUGCCAUGAAAAUAAAUAUUUGAAG
Python bivittatus (Burmese python) is the source of this 8071-nucleotide messenger RNA. Lineage: Eukaryota; Metazoa; Chordata; Lepidosauria; Squamata; Pythonidae. The record is from RefSeq and is a predicted model, not a curated record.